Esox lucius (northern pike) is the source of this 4049-nucleotide messenger RNA. Its product is annotated as protein Dok-7. NCBI's taxonomy places the organism in Eukaryota, Metazoa, Chordata, Actinopteri, Esociformes, Esocidae. The transcript has 13 exons. Gene Ontology annotation, biological process: positive regulation of protein tyrosine kinase activity; neuromuscular junction development. The record is from RefSeq and is a predicted model, not a curated record. Bases 79 to 2820 code for a protein of 913 amino acids. Gene Ontology annotation, molecular function: protein kinase binding.
AGUAAGCUAAAAGCUAUUUUGAAAGUGACCCCUCAUUCGGGAAUGGGACAGCAACACGGCAGCUGUUUGGAACCAUGAAUGAAGAUGACGGAUUCGGUUGUCGUGGAGGGUUACGUCAAAUUCAGAGAUGGGAAAAAGUGGAAGAAUAGGUGGGUCGUACUUCGCAAGCCUUCGCCUGUAGCAGACUGUCUGGUGCUGCUGGUCUACAAAGACAAGUCAGACAAAGGCCAGGGUCACCGCGAGAGGGCCAGCGUCACCUUGGAGGACAUUUGUGGCCUGGAGUCGGGUGUGUCCUAUGAAGGUGUGGGCCACACACUCUCCAUCCUCUGCCUGAGCCAGGCUGCCGUGCUGGGCUUCGACGGAAAGGACACUCUGCUGGCCUGGGAAAUACGCAUCCGCUACAGUUUGGGAGAAGUCCACAGGUUCAGCGUUGGCAUCUUACCGGGCACCAAGCUGGAGUGUGGGCCUGCUACCCUGCACUUAUGUAAUAACCUACUGGUUCUAGCUAGGGACCUCCCCCCCGUUAUCAUUGGUCAGUGGAACCUUCCGGACCUGCGCAGGUAUGGGCCCGUACCAAACGGCUUCGUCUUCGAGGGGGGAACGCGCUGCGGCUACUGGGCCGGCGUCUUCUUCCUAUCGUCCCUGGAGGGCGAGCAGAUCAGCUUUCUAUUCGACUGCAUCGUCAGGGGCAUCUCCCCCACCAGGGGCCCCUUUGGACUGCGGCCAGUCCUUCCAGUGCCCGAUGCCGUGGCCAGCCAGGCCCACGCUGAGGAGCGGAUGAACCAAGAAGCGCAGGAGCUGGAAAAACGCAUCAGCAUGCUGGCUCAUCUGAGCAGCACAGCCUCCUCGUAUGUUCCCUCUGUGGCCGGAGACGACCAUAGCAUAUCGGGCUCCUCAGAGAACUCUGACACCAGCCAAUCGGACUCCAGCAUCGGCAGCCGACUGGCCAUUUGGACCGAGGCUGUCACAACAAGCUCCGCCCCCGCAGAGAUCAUCACUGGCCAGUCAGGACCCAAGGUGACCUCACAGGCCGAGGAGAAACUGUCCGUCGGCCAAGUGGGAGGAGCCCGAACAGUGGCCAAGCCUCCUCGAUCCCGGCAGCUGCAGGAGAUUGGUCGCCAGAGCUCAUCGGACAGCGGCAUCGCGACAGGAAGCCACUCCUCUUACUCUGGGAGUUUCUCCUCCUACACAGGUAGCCUGGACUUUGGCUCUCUGCUCAGCCUUCCCCCACACCUAGCCUCGGACCUGGCCCCCUGUACCUGCCCCCCGGCCCCAGGACCCGAGUACCAGACGCCCACUUCACUGAGGUACCUCUAUGACAGUCCCCGGACUGUACUGCAGGGGGACACAGCGAAGGCCAGGGGGCAGGAGUCUUCUACAAAACCUAAGGACAAGACAGCCAGUUCACGCCAGUCAUCCCCGUCAUGUGAUCCAACACAGGGGGAGGAAGGGGCUCAUUCGGGGGGUUGCUCGGACACUGUCAGGUGCUCCACCGCAGAGCUCGUGCACGGCCGACCUGAGCGCAAAAGCAGUGCGGCGCCCCCCAGUGACAGUCAACACCCAGACUCCUGUCUGGUCUGCAGCACUGCCCAAACCACUGCCUCCAGAACCCUGCUCACCAUCUGCCAAACCUGUGGUGGUGUUAAGGGCAACCCGCUCCCCUACCCUGGGGGCUCAGCCAUGCCAGCAAUACCAGGUGAACGUAUUGAUAGGGGCUCGUUCAGACCCAACAGCAGCUCCUUUGAAUACGUCCAGGUUGCCUCGCCGAAAACUACGAUGACCGCAGGGCCACUUGCUUCGGUGACCGAUCGCAGCACAGAGAAUCUGAGGGGGAUUCGCGAGGGACCGGCGGGUCUACAGACCAGAGACAGGGGGAGGUUAGCCAACCUCUUGGCUGACCUAGUGGGAUACCGUGGCUCAAGUGGAGAGCCAGGCACCAAGACGGACAGACUGAAUCUGUACGAGUCGAUGGCCACUGCUUCGGGACGAGAGCUUAGAUCUCAGCAUCCUGUAACCGCAACUGGACCUUUAGGUUACCCGACCUUGCGGAAAGGUGAGAGGACUGUCAUUUAUGAAAACUGCCUGAAGUGCGGGAAAGGGGAUGGGUGCCACCCCCCCGCCAGAGGGACACCAACAUUAUCCAGUGACAGUGUUGUCGAGCGGCCCAGUCACAUUCACCACAGUGGUGUGCGUUUGGGAUUGCCUCCACCCUCGGAGCCAUCCUCACAGAACCGUGUGGAUCGCAAAGAGACGCCUGAUUGGCGGCCCAUUGAAGUACAACUGCUGGACUCUGAAGUCCAAGACGGGGACCUUCCGUGUGUAGAUGUGAAAGGUCAUUCGGUGUCAGUGGAAGACAAGAAGCAGAGGAGGAAGGAGGAAAGGAGUGCAGUCGAAUAUGAGAUCAUGGAAAGUCGAGCAUUGGAGAAGAGCUCAGAGCCAGAGGAAAAAUGCAAGUAUGAGCUAAUGGGGAGUUAUGGAACACCAUGGUUCCUUCAUGAGACUGACGGAACCACGCACGCGUCCCCUCCGGAUUCAGCUGCUCCAGAAAGACCCCGUGGUGACGGAGUGACUUACGUCAAUAUUCCUGUCAGCCCCACGUCCAAGAAACAGCUUUAUUAUAUGGAGUUGGACCACCAGGACCCUGCGGGGUUCAGGGUUAGUGGCCAACGCCUCCCAGGACAGAGAAAAUGUUCCACAAAAUACGCCCAGAUAGACAUCACGGCUACGGACGCUGCCCACAAAACGGGUACCCAGCAUGCCCUGGGGCGAGAGGAGGGUCUUCACACUCUGGAACAGAGGAGGAAGGGAGUAUCACAGUGACACCACGCGUCGCGCGCUGACCUCGACGAAGAUGUUGGAGAAAGUUGUAAACAUUUUUAGAAUUCAUGGAACCCCUCGACCCUAAUGGCUUUCCUUGAAUUACCAGCCAAGUUCCCAGGCUCUUACGAGGACGGCUCCUUUCGUUUGAAUUUGAUGAACAGUACAGCAGCAUUAACGCCAACUGUUAAAGUAGAAGACAAGAGCUGCUGUUGUCACGGCAGGGAACAUCUCAAUCAGGGCUUCUCUCUGUGGAUACAGACGUCUCAUUAGAGUAUCGAGUCGCCGCCGCAGCCCGGGGGCCGACUUUGGAGUGGAAGCCUGUUAGUGCCAGUCCUGGAAACGGCCCCCAGGGGAGUGGCGGGUUUUUCACAGCCUCAACUGUGCCACCCCAUAAUCUAAUACAUUGUGGUCAGGAUCUCAUUUGGGGAAAGAUGGAGGAGGGACAUGAGAAAAAAACCACAGGGUCUAAUUAUGAAGAGCGUCACCCAUCAUAACACCUCUCUGAUUAUCAUUAUAUUCAUUCUACACCGCCUAGUUAUACGAAAGCCUUGAUUGGGGCCUUUUGAUAGAGUUUAGUUCAGCACGGGGUCGGAAAGAUAAUGGAAAAUCAGUCUCUAUUUGUCCUGUAUAAUACAAGCAGUCUUACUCAUUCAGAACGCUCGCCUGGCUUUUUAAUCACUUCAUAAAGCAAAUGUGACAAAGUGGGCAUAGAAGUUGCAGCAGUCUUUGUGUGUCAAUGAGAACAGCGCGAUCAACCCCUCAUUAAUGGUUUCUGAUGAUUCAGCCCAGGCUGAGAAUUGUUCUCUGUUGUCUAAAUGAACUUUGGUUGGCUUGAGUGUGCCUAAUUGCCCACUGAUGGCCACAUGCGUCGCAUUUAUUUUUCAGAUUCACAGUUCACAUGGCUUCGCCAAGGGACAAACAAACAGUGCUUUUGCAACACACACACACACACACACACAUAAAUAAUUCAGAACAUGUAAUAAGAAACAUCAUUGGAUUUUUGCAGCUUCGCAUAAAGGGGAGAUUUUAAACUAUAUUCUUGGAAAACAAUUCUAAAGCACCUUCGGCCACCAUUAUUCAGACAUGAAUUUUUGUAAUACAUUAUUUAAGACAGGAGUUACUUUGAACAUGUAACCUUAGACAAAUAGAAAUAGCUGUUUGUCUGUAUUCCCUUUUGUGUCAAAUUAACUACAGUAGGGAGAACAAGUAUUUGAUACACUGCCAAUUUU